AUGCCAGCCCCAGUCGCUGGAGGCGCCUCAGAGCGCAACGCUGCUGAUUCCACCCCUUCUGGAGGUGUAUCUGCACCCCAAGCAGCGGGAUCCUCAGCAUCGACAACCAGCUCGCUGCUGCAGCAGCAGUCUUCGCCGUCGCUGGGUGGCUCCGCAGCAACUGCGGCUCAAGGGACGACUGCAUCAGCGACACCUCCAGCAGCGGGAAAUGCAGCCGCUGGAACGGAUCUGGAUGUGGAGGCGGAUGUACAUAGCCUCUUCCAGAGGCUAUUCUCCGCGGCCGUUUCGGAGGCUGUGAGGGGGCGUGCUGCUUGCUGUAGUAUCGCCGGUGCCCAUCAACUCGCAGAGAGUCGCCAGCUAGCGGUGCCGCCCGACGUGGCUGUGGCUGCCCUUCCAUCCGAAUGCGUCGGGCUGAGUGGAGUUAGCGGCGACUGCUGUUUUGUUAGGCCAGCUGCUGCGGCGGGGGUUGCUGCUGCAGAGGGAAAGACACGAGCUGUUGCUGCUGCACUCCCACUACACAGAGUUUGCGGCCAGAGUAGUGGCUGCGCUCCCUCCCGAAUUGCGGGGGCAUGUUCACCUCGAAGAGCACCAGCUUGCAGGCAUCGAGUUCCCAUCGACGCCUACCAUUGGCAUGCGAGGUAA
This is a messenger RNA of Cyclospora cayetanensis, 642 nucleotides long. RefSeq lists its product as uncharacterized. NCBI's taxonomy places the organism in Eukaryota, Apicomplexa, Conoidasida, Eucoccidiorida, Eimeriidae. Bases 1 to 642 code for a protein of 213 amino acids. The transcript is spliced from 4 exons. The record is from RefSeq and is a predicted model, not a curated record.